AUGAUCCCGACGAUGGCUAGCAAACACUGCGGUGGAAGCUGCAUCCUACGGCGUCACACAUAUAUAUGGCCAGCGCACUGCCAUCAGGCCCUUGAUCACAAGCUGAGUACAGACCACACAAUGGAGAUGCCACUAGCACUGCAACCACUUGUCAAUGGCAUCAAAAGCUACCACAAGUCAGGCCUUCAUUCAGACAUUGAUAUCGUCUGCGGGACACAGCAGUGGAAAGUUCACAAAGCUAUCGUCUGUCCACAAUCAGAGUUCUUCGAGGUGGCCGUGGGAAAAUUCAAGGAGGGACACGAAGGGAAGGUGGAGCUCGAGGGAGACGAACCACAGACCGUGGAUGCUUUCAUUCAUUACCUCUACAACUUCGACUAUGGCGACUUCGGCAAUAGUCAAGGCGAUGUACCUGCUCUGGUUCUCGAUGUUCGCAUGUUCAUCAUUGCCGACAAAUACAACGUGGCACCGUUGCUUGAAUUGGCAGUCACAAAGUUCAAAGAACGCUGCGAGCAGGAGUGGAUGAAGCCGGAGUUUGGUGAGGCUGCUCUCGAGCUGUACUCCAUCGGACUGGAUCAUAACACCUCUCUUCGAGAUGUCAUCGUCGGAACUAUCAACAAGCACGCCUCUGAAGUACUUGACCCAGAUCGCAAGUCUGAGUUCAGCAAGCUGCACGAAGUUAUGGAGCAAACAGAGCUCGGCGCCCACGUUGCGGCACGACUUGCCAGCAGAGUCUGCACUUACAAGUGCCCCAAAACGAAUUGUGGCCGGGUGUUUCAGGUGUCUGUGGCAGCGUACUGUAACUUCAGUUGCCCGAACAAGUGUUACAAUCAAGAUGAGACGUGGUGGGAGCAGCAGCCGAAGCCGGAGUAA
Fulvia fulva is the source of this 870-nucleotide messenger RNA. RefSeq lists its product as uncharacterized. The record is from RefSeq and is a predicted model, not a curated record. Gene Ontology annotation, molecular function: protein binding. The transcript has 3 exons. NCBI's taxonomy places the organism in Eukaryota, Fungi, Ascomycota, Dothideomycetes, Mycosphaerellales, Mycosphaerellaceae. The coding region runs from base 1 to 870 and encodes 289 amino acids.